Abrus precatorius (Indian licorice) is the source of this 2951-nucleotide messenger RNA. Its product is annotated as linoleate 13S-lipoxygenase 2-1, chloroplastic-like. The transcript has 9 exons. The coding region runs from base 32 to 2755 and encodes 907 amino acids. Gene Ontology annotation, molecular function: metal ion binding; protein binding; oxidoreductase activity, acting on single donors with incorporation of molecular oxygen, incorporation of two atoms of oxygen. Lineage: Eukaryota; Viridiplantae; Streptophyta; Magnoliopsida; Fabales; Fabaceae. The record is from RefSeq and is a predicted model, not a curated record. Gene Ontology annotation, biological process: lipid oxidation.
ACCAUAAAACAUAAACAGAUCGAAGAGAAAGAUGAUAAAGCCUCAAGUGUAUCAAUCACAGCAUAACAACCAAACCCUCUUGUUUCUGCAGCGGCCAUUACUGCAUGCUAUUGGUAGUGCUGCUAAAAAUUCAUCUCUUCCACUAUGGUUGGGGAAGACUACACAAAAGUUUAAGCGUCUUGUCCUCAACGUUGAAACUAACUCUACUUCUUCAACCACAACAACAGACACAGAUAAGAGUACAGGGAAGAGUACAGUGAAACUAAAAGCCAUAAUUAAGGUUAAAAUAACUGUGGCCGGUUUUUUUUCAAGUUUAAGAUUAGACCGAGGAAUUGAUGAUAUAAGAGAUUUGCUUGGUAAAUCUCUUCUCUUGGAGCUUGUUAGUUCGGAACUUGAUGCUAAGACGGGAUUGGAGAAAGAGACUCUUAAAGCAUAUGCACACAAAGCAGCACAAAAUGAGGAGCGGGGUAAGUAUGAAACAGUUUUUGAAGUUCCAAGCGAUUUUGGAGAGAUUGGUGCAGUUUUGGUUGAGAAUGAACAUCACAAGGAGAUGUUCCUUGAAACCAUUCUCCUCGACGGUUUCCCUGAGGGUCCUAUUCAUUUUGACUGUGCCUCAUGGGUUCACUCCAAGUUCGACAAUCCCACCAAAAGGGUCUUCUUCACCAACAAGUGUUACUUACCGCGGGAGACACCGAAUGGUUUAAGAAGAUUAAGAGAAGAAGAACUGAGUAAUCUGAGAGGGAAUGGAGAAGGAGAACGCAAGAGCUUUGAAAGAAUAUACGAUUACGACAUAUACAACGACAUUGGAGAUCCUGAUAAAAGCCUUGAUCUUCAGAGACAUCCCUUAGGUGGCAAAGAACGACCUUAUCCUAGACGAUGUCGAACCGGUCGUCCACACAGUGAAGCAGAUCCAUUGUCUGAAAGACGAAGUAGUAAGUUUUACGUUCCAAGAGAUGAGUGCUUCUCAGAGGUGAAGCAGUUAACGUUCUCAACAAAGACAUUGCACUCUGUGUUGCUGAUAUUGCUUCCAUCUUUGGGAAAAAUUAUAAAAGAAAAGGAGCUUCCAUUUUCAUAUUUCCAUGACAUAGAUUCGCUUUUCAGCAUUGGACUUGACUUGCCUCCUCAGCAUGAAACCGAGAAGGGAUUCCUACGAACCAUUAUGCCCAGACUCGUCAAAAGCAUUUCUGGCGAGGGGGGACACGUCCUUCGCUUUGAGACCCCUGAGACUAUGAGCAGGGAUAGAUUUUUCUGGUUUAGGGAUGAAGAAUUUGCUAGACAAACUGUUGCUGGCCUCAACCCAUAUAGCAUACGACUGAAAUGGCCAUUGAGGAGCAAACUUGACCCUGUUACGUAUGGUACAGCAGAAUCAGCAAUCACCUCAGAAAUUAUCAAUAAAGAGAUUGGAGGCGUAAUGUCGAUAGAAAAGGCGAUUAAAGAAAAAAGGCUGUUCAUAUUAGACUAUCAUGACAUACUUUUACCGUUUGUUAGCAAAGUACGGAAACUAAAGGGGAGAACACUUUAUGGGUCACGAACUUUGUUCUUUCUAAACCCAGAGGGGACACUGAGGCCUCUAGCCAUUGAGCUCACUCGACCACCAAUUAAUGGAAAGCCCCAAUGGAAGCAAGUUUUCACACCUUCUUGGCACUCAACCUCUGUUUGGCUCUGGAGGAUCGCCAAGGCUCAUGUUCUUGCUCAUGACUCGGGCUAUCACCAACUUGUUAGCCAUUGGUUAAGAACUCACUGUGUGACAGAGCCCUAUGUCAUUGCAACCAACAGGCAACUUAGUGUGAUGCACCCCGUAUACAGAUUGCUACAUCCUCAUUUUCGUUACACAAUGGAGAUUAAUGCUCUAGCACGGGAAGCACUUAUUAACGCUGAUGGCACAAUUGAGAGCUCAUUCUCACCAGGAAAGUACUCCAUGGCCAUUAGUUCUGCUGCCUAUGAUCUUGAAUGGCGGUUUGACACCCAGGCUCUACCUGCAGACCUAAUUAGAAGGGGAAUAGCUGUGGAAGACCCAUUUGCUCCACAUGGUUUGAGGCUUACCAUUAAGGACUAUCCUUUUGCAAAUGAUGGACUACUUCUAUGGGAUGCUAUAAAGCUAUGGGUGACUGACUAUGUAAACCAUUACUACCCUGAACCAAGUCUUGUGGAAUUGGAUGAAGAGCUGCAAGCAUGGUGGACAGAGAUUAGAAUAGCUGGUCAUGCGGACAAAAAAGAUGAACCAUGGUGGCCAGUUCUAAAAACACCAAAAGACCUUAUUGGAAUCCUUACUACAAUCAUAUGGAUAACUUCUGGUCACCAUGCAGCUGUGAACUUUGGACAAUAUGUUUAUGGUGGCUAUUUCCCAAAUAGGCCUACAAUUGCAAGAACUAAGAUGCCCUCAGAAGACCCUACAGAAGAAGAGUGGAAAGAGUUCAUUGCAAAACCUGAAAGAGCACUUCUAAAGUGCUUUCCUUCACAACUUCAAGCAACUAGAGUCAUGGCUGUGUUGGAUAUACUGUCAACUCAUUCACCAGAUGAAGAAUACAUAGGGGAAAAGAUGGAACCAUCAUGGGCUGAAGACCCUGUCAUAAAGGCUGCCUUUGAUAGAUUUAGAGAAAGACUGAACAAACUAGAAGCACUGAUUGAUGAGAGGAAUGAAAAUACAAAUUUAAAGAACAGAAAUGGUGCUGGCAUUGUCCCUUAUGAGCUUUUGAAGCCUUUCUCAAAGCCAGGUGUGACUGGAAUGGGGGUUCCUUGUAGUAUAUCUAUUUAAAUUGACAAACAAAUAUUAUCUGUGAGCCUAAUGUUAUUUUUUAAGACACAUUUUAUAGACUAAAGUGAUAUGGGUUUUAAAUUAAAGAUAAGAUGGACAUGUAGUCACAUAAGCUGGAAAUCCAACUAGAACAUUCAUAAACAAAUUGACUAAUGUUUCUUGAGGAAAUUCUUGAACCAAUAAGAAUAUUUCUAUC